AUGACCAAAACAUUGUUUGUCAAUGGCCGGAUCCUGUCCAAGACAGAGACGGGCCUCAACGGCAAAGCCCAUUUCUCAGACUGCAUGCUCAUACAAGACGACAAAAUCGUCGCAAUCGGGUCUCGUAACGAGAUCUCUCAAGCCCUAGGUUCAGAUAUACAGAUUCGCGAUCUUGAUCAGCGUGUUAUUCUUCCCAGCUUCAUUGAUGGCCAUAUGCAUCUGCUCCUCCUCGGGACUUAA
Molecule: messenger RNA, 240 nt
Organism: Fusarium musae
Lineage: Eukaryota; Fungi; Ascomycota; Sordariomycetes; Hypocreales; Nectriaceae
Exons: 2
Coding region: 1-240 (79 amino acids)
Molecular function (GO): hydrolase activity, acting on carbon-nitrogen (but not peptide) bonds
Source: RefSeq, a predicted model, not a curated record